Molecule: messenger RNA, 1208 nt
Organism: Nothoprocta perdicaria
Lineage: Eukaryota; Metazoa; Chordata; Aves; Tinamiformes; Tinamidae
Product: caspase-1-like
Exons: 8
Coding region: 3-1184 (393 amino acids)
Biological process (GO): proteolysis; regulation of apoptotic process
Molecular function (GO): cysteine-type endopeptidase activity
Source: RefSeq, a predicted model, not a curated record
GGAUGGCCGCCGAGCAGCUGCUGCGGGCGCGCACGGCCCUCGUGGAGCGCCUGGGCAAGGCCGUGAUCGCGGGGCUGCUGGACGACCUGCUGGAGCGGUGCGUGCUGGGCCCCGAGGAGGUGGAGGCGGUGCGGGACGCGCACCCGCUGCGCGCCGACCAGGCCCGCUGCCUCGUGGACUGCGUGCGCCGCAAGGGCGCCCGCGCCAGCGCCGUCCUCAUCGAGAGCCUCAGGAACCGCGACAGGCACUUGGCCGAAGAGCUGGGCCUGGGCGCGGACGCGGGGCUCCCCGACACGCAGCUGGCCGUCCCCGCGGCUGACGUCCCUGCCCUGCUCCCCACCGGCACCCAGGGCCAGCAGCGGAUCCAGCAGUGCUCCCUGGGUGACUACGAGCGCAUCUGUGAGGCGGAGGGCAGCGAGAUCUACCCCAUCUACCUGCCCGCGCAGACGCGAACCCGCAGGGCCCUGCUCAUCUGCAACAUUGAGUUUAAGUACCUGACCAAGCGGUGCGGGGCCGAGAAAGAUGUAGAGGGGAUGACAAAGCUGCUGGAAGACCUGGGCUACAAGGUGGAAACCCAUCUCAACCUAACGUCCCAGGAGAUGGCCAGCGCCUUGAAGGAGUUUGCCCAUUGCAAGGAGCACCAGACCUCGGACAGCACCUUCCUGGUGCUCAUGUCCCACGGGGCCAGGGCUGGUGUCUGCGGGACCCAGAGCAGAGACGGGAAUACAGACAUCCUGUCCCUCGAUACCAUCUAUGAGACUUUCAACAACAAGCACUGCUGGGUGCUGCUGGGCAAGCCCAAAGUGCUCAUCAUCCAGGCGUGCCGAGGAGACAAGGAAGGCUCGGUGCUAGUGAGAGACAUYGGACACAGGACAACGGGCGCCGGCUCGGCCCACAUGGCCGUGGCGGGGCUGGAAAGCGACAUGAUCCGUGAGGUCCACCUGGAAAGCGAUUUUGCCUGUUUAUACUCGUCCACCCCUGAUACCGCCGCCUGGAGAAGCCCCCUCACUGGCUCUGUUUUCAUCCAGCACCUGAUAGAGCAAUUCAGAAGCUGUGCCCAUAACAGCCACUUGCGGGAGAUCUUCCGAAAGGUCCAAUGCUCCUUCGACAAGUUCCCCCGGCAGCUGCCAGCAGAGGAACGAAYGACGCUGCUCAGGAAGUUCUACCUUUUCCCGGGCUGCUAGCCCGCGCACGGGCUGAGUUCUGGA